AUGCCGAUGUUUCAGCCGUUGAGGAGAGACGGGCUAAUUGGAUUCGAAGGCGGUGGAGCUGGGCAAGUCCUAGAUCUGGACACGGCGGUGAAAGACGGACUCCUCGGCGGCGUUAACGGCGGCGGCGGAGUAGUCGACGAGAAAUUAGAUCUGAAGCAGAUGAUAAAGGAGCUGGAUUUACCGGAAAUCCCCUCUGUUUUCAUCUGCCCAAUCUCGCUGGAGCCGAUGCAAGAUCCUGUGACCCUGUGCACGGGUCAAACCUACGAGCGGUCAAACAUUCACAAAUGGUUUAACCUCGGCCACUUGACUUGCCCGACGACAAUGCAGGAGCUUUGGGACGACGCGGUGACUCCAAACAAAACCCUCCACCAUUUGAUCUACACUUGGUUCUCUCAGAAGUAUGUGCUGAUGAAGAAACGAUCCGAGGACGUUCAGGGAAGAGCGAUUGAGAUUCUGGGAACGUUGAAGAAAGCGAAAGGACAAGCUCGGGUUCACGCGUUGAGCGAGCUGAAGCAGAUCGUCGUGGCGCAUUCGAUGGCGAGGAAGACUGUUGUGGAAGAAGGUGGCGUCUCUGUGAUCUCUUCUCUCUUAGGUCCGUUCACUUCCCACGCCGUUGGAUCUGAGGCGGUUGCGAUUCUGGUGAGCCUUGAUCUUGAUUCGGAUUCGAAAUCCGGGCUGAUGCAGCCGGCGAAGGUCUCGCUGAUUGUUGACAUGUUGAAUGAUGGAUCGAACGAGACGAAGAUCAAUUGCGCGAAGCUUAUUCGAGGGUUGGUGGAGGAGAAAGGGUUUAGAGCGGAGCUGGUUUCGAGUCAUAGCUUGCUCGUUGGGUUGAUGAGGUUGGUUAAGGAUAAGAGACAUAGGAACGGAGUCUCGCCUGCGCUUGGUUUGCUUAAACCGAUCUCGGUUCAUAAGCAAGUUCGAAGCUUGAUGGUUAGGGUUGGAGCAGUGCCUCAGUUAGUGGAUAUUUUACCGUCUUUGGACCCUGAGUGUUUGGAGUUGGCUCUGUUUGUGAUUGAUGCGUUGUGUUCGGAUGUUGAAGGAAGAGUCGCUGUGAAAGACUCUGCGAAUACUAUACCGUAUACGGUUAAGGUGCUGAUGAGAGUCUCUGAGAGUUGCACGAACCAUGCGCUUUCGAUUCUUUGGUCUGUGUGUAAGUUGGCUCCGGAGGAAUGUUCUCCUCGUGCUGUUGAGGUUGGUUUGGCUGCGAAGCUCUUGCUUGUGAUUCAGAGCGGGUGUGAUCCGGCGUUGAAGCAGCGGUCUGCGGAGCUGCUGAAGCUGUGUAGUCUACAUUAUUCGGAUACCAUGUUUAUCUCCAAAUGCAAACUCACAAGGACGAUCCAAUAG
This is a messenger RNA of Microthlaspi erraticum, 1344 nucleotides long. Lineage: Eukaryota; Viridiplantae; Streptophyta; Magnoliopsida; Brassicales; Brassicaceae. The record is from the annotation of a GenBank genome assembly.